AUUCAACGUGUAUAUAGACUACCUGCAGGCGAGGAUUCAAUGUCAUUCUUGACAAAGAAAAAGAGUAGUACAUUGGGUACUCCUGCGACUCCCCAACAACAACAACAACAACAGCAACACAAUGUGGCGGGACAACCACCAGGCUCGCCAGGGUUCGCCCCCCGUCAAUGCCCGUACAAGAAGUUUGGCUGUCCAGGCUACUUGAACACGCGCAACGAGUAUGAGAACCACAUCCGCGACGACUCACAGAUGCACUUGCAGCUGGUGGUCGAGAAGUUUGACCACCAGUUCGACCUGCACACGCAGCUGAUGGCCCACUUCACGCAGCAGAUGGAGGACCAGAUGGACCGCACGAUGAAGGUCGUCAAGAACCACAUGGACACGUUCGGCACGCAGAUGCAGGUCAAGCUGGACGAGGGCAUCAAGCGCGUGGAGAGCCAGCAGCAGCAGCUGGCCAAGCGACUGGUCACGCACCAGAUUGCCAACAGACAGCAACUGCAGUCGUCCGAUGAGUCGUCGUCGACGGACGCCGCGCUCAGACAGCACAUGGAGGCCCAGCUGGCCUCCCUGCACCAGACGAUCAAGAAGGAGAUGGCCGAGUUGACCGACGAUUCGGCGUCAAAGCUUGAGCGCAAGGUGGAGAAAGCGAGCGCCCGCGUCGACAAGGUCGAGCUGGACAUGGCGUCCAAGGUCGAGAGCAAGGUGAUGAUGGUCACGAUCGAGGAGACGCUGGCACAGCGCUCCGAGGGCAUUGAGUCGACCAUUGUUAAGAGGAUCGAGGAGAAGGAGAAGAAGAGAAUGGACCAUAGCCAGGUGGCCGUCGACUCCAAGAUUGGCGCCGUCAUGGACAGAGUGAAGACGCUCGAGCACCAGUGUGGCGAGCUCACGGCCGACCUUCGCAAGGUAAAGCUGGAGGGUGGCAGCAGUAGUGGAAACCUCUCGGCAACGCCCUCCCGCUCUUCCGUGUCCCUGCCCAUAACAUCCGCCUCGCCCAACAACAAUGUCAGCCAGUUCAACAAGACCGAGGUAUUGGACGAGAUCAAGAAGAUAGAGCAACAGUUCAAUGAUCGCCUGGCCAAGAGCGAGGCGGCCGUGCAGAACGAUGUGAAGGACACCAAGGGUGAGCUGACCGAGCUUCAGCGCAAGUUCAAGACACACCACACCGAGUUGGUCGACAAGCAGGCCCAGCUCGACAAGCAACUAGGCAGCAAGCUCAAGCAGCUCGAAGACGACAUCAAGAAGGACGUUGCACAUAUCCAGGUAGUGCAGGCCACCGUACAGAGACACAGCGAGGUGUUGGACAAGGAGCGUGAGCGCGAGCAUGAGCGACUGAGGAUGCAGGACAUGCUGGCGCGUCUCGAGGCCAGCCAGAAGAAGUUGGAGAAGGACAUUGCCGACGGCAAUGAGCAAGUAGAGAGAUUGUUGCGCGAGGAGGGUGUGUCAUCGCCGUCCAACUCAAGGUUCUCGCCACAGCUGUCCAAGCGAUCGUCAGCAUCACUGCAAUCGCCUCUGCAGCAGUCAUCACCAUCCGUUGCUGGUGCUAAUUCCUCAUCAUCGACCUCGAGCGUCGCACGUCCUCAAUCCAUGGACCUCACCAAUGGUGAGAGCGAGACAGGCGUACUCUGGGAGUAUGAUCCGAUGACCGAGAAGUGGAUUCGUCUGGCCAUCAAGUUAAAGGUUGAGAAGAAGUAUUUCGCAGAGGGCGCACUGCGCCAGGCCUACCAUACUAUGUCGAUGGGAGUGUUCUCCAACGAUAUACCACCUCUGGCCGCCAAUCAUUCAUUCCCAACGUUGGACUCGAUCUCGACGUCCACACAGAGCGAGGCGGCCAUGCAACUAAGUGCCGGCACAAAGUUCGUGCUGAAGCUCUACAAGAAGGAGGCCGAACAACAGACACGCCGUGAGCUCUACUUUGACGAGUGCCGCAUGCAGCUCGUGUGCAGAGACUGGGGCCACAGAUUCAACCAGAAGAACCCGCCCAAGAAGAUCGAGUUCCUCAUGUCAUGGGUGGUGGAGUUGACCGAUCGCAAUGGCCCAGUGCUGUGCUCUAUCGAGCCACUGCUGGUGGGUGAGUUCAAGAAGAACAACUCCAACUAUGGCGCCGUGCUCAACAACCGCUCCACGCCACAGGCCUUCUCUCACUUCACCUACGAGCGCUCCGAGAAGCAGAUGAUCAUCAUCGACAUCCAGGGUGUGGACGAUGUCUACACCGACCCACAGAUACACACCAGUGACGGCAAGGGCUUUGGCCUGGGCAACCUGGGCAAGACCGGCAUCAACAAGUUCAUCACUACGCACAAGUGCAAUGCCGUGUGCGCGCUGCUCGGACUGGACGUCAAGCUGGGAGGAUCCACAUCGUCCAGCGCCAAGAAUCAACUGCGAGGCACGAUGGUCAUGCCCGACAUUGUCGAGGAGCUGAUGGCCGCCUCGCCAUACAAGUCACACAGCAAGAUCGGCGCCAACCAGCUGGCCAAGCUGGACAUGUCGCGAAAGGAGCUCAAGUGUAUCAACACGUUGCAGUCGUUCAGAGAGGUGAUCAACAGUUCACACAUGCACGACACUGACAGGUACCUGUGUGUGGGCUAUGGCGAUGGAGUGCUGCGAGUGUUUGACAAUGAGAACAACUGGAGCUGUCUACACACGAUCAAUGCACACCGCAAGGUCAUCUCAUCGAUCCACUCCAAUGAUCAGUACAUUUUCACAUCGUCACCCGAUCAAACCAUCAAGGUCCACUCACUCAAGAACCCAUCGCGACCAGUUGAGACCCUGAACGGACACUCGGGCGAGGUCAGCUGCAUCAGGGCUAACCAGAGACACUUGUUCAGCUGUAGCUACGACAAGACGAUCAAGGUUUGGGACCUGGCUACAUUCCGCGAGAUCAAGUCACUGGAAGGACACACCAAGUAUAUCAAGUGUCUGGCGCUGGCCGGACGCUACCUAUUCAGUGGAGGCAACGACCAGAUGAUCUACGUGUGGGACACCGAGACCUACACGUGUCUGUUCACAAUGCAGGGCCACGAGGACUGGGUGCUCAGUCUCCAGGUGUACGGCGGCCACCUGUUCUCCACGUCCAAGGACAACGUCAUCAAGAUCUGGGAUCUAACCGACUUCCAUUGCGUCGAGACGCUCAAGGGUCACUGGAGCAGCGUGUACACUUGUCACAUCAGCAACGACCGUCUGAUGUACUCUGGCAGUGAGGACAAUUCGAUCAAGGUGUGGGAUUUGGACAGCUUGGACUGCGUCCAUACCCAGCAAAAGGCAUCUUCACUUGGCAUUCGAUCACUAUUUGUUAGGAAUAAUCAAUUAAUCUCCACAAGCUACGAUGGUUCCAUCAAAAUAUGGGAGUGGACAAGUAAAUAA
Molecule: messenger RNA, 3360 nt
Organism: Acytostelium subglobosum LB1
Lineage: Eukaryota; Evosea; Eumycetozoa; Acytosteliales; Acytosteliaceae
Exons: 3
Biological process (GO): protein phosphorylation
Cellular component (GO): actomyosin contractile ring
Molecular function (GO): ATP binding; protein binding; myosin heavy chain kinase activity
Source: RefSeq, a predicted model, not a curated record